AUGGAGUCCUCCCAGCAAGCCGGCCAACAGACGGCCAAAUUACCUCAACUGGAGAUCCUCAACCCAUCCGUCCCGCACAGCUUCUCAGUACCCUCCAAAUGCAUCAACGAGGGGCCAGAUGUCCCACAUUUCCUCACCUCCAAGGCAUACCGCGAUAUCGGUAUUUUUGUCAUGCAGCUGAACCGAGCGCUAUGUCCCCGGAAGUCCUCCAGUGGUCCUUCAAAGACGUUUCCCCUCGCCGGUGGGAAUCGGCAGGAUACUCCAGCCGUCCGUAACUUGAGGGACCUUCUAGACAGGACAGCCAAAUUAAUCGACGAGGCACCUCCUGACCCUGGCCCACGAAGGUUUGGAAACAUCAGUUUCCGGAAAUGGUACAAACUGUUGGAAGACAACGUGGACGGGUUUCUGAAGGAGUUUAUGAGUGCCGACAUUCUCAACUUUGGGGCCUCGGAAGACACAACAGCUCAACAUCCUGGUGCGAGGAGUGAAGACGGCCAAAGUGCACGAGCCGUCGAUGAACUGAAGGCGUAUUUUCUCGGAGGAUUUGGCAGUGCUCAAAGGCUCGACUAUGGUACGGGGCACGAGCUGAGCUUUCUAGCUUUCGUGGGCUGCUUGUGGAAACUGGGAGCUUUCAAAGAUGGUGUUCAAGGUGGUGAAAUCGAGCGCAGUAUUGUUCUUGGUGUUUUUGAACCGUAUCUCAAAGUGGUCCGUCGUCUUAUCCUCACAUACACCCUCGAGCCAGCAGGCUCACAUGGUGUCUGGGGUCUCGACGACCACUCCUUCAUGCCGUACGUCUUCGGCUCUGCACAAUUCACCCGUCCAAUCACCGAGGACGAGCCCAUGCCCCUCGAAGGCUCCGUUGAGCGGGCCCCAAAGCCGGGCGACAUCCUCAAGCCCGAAGCUGUGGAGCGGCUACGAGAGACCAAUAUGUACUUCUCCGCCGUCGGGUUUAUCAACGACGUCAAGAAGGGCCCCUUUUGGGAACACAGCCCGAUCCUCUACGACGUGUCGGGCAUCAAAGACGGCUGGGGCAAGAUCAACAAGGGUAUGAUCAAGAUGUUCAACGCCGAGGUCCUGUCCAAAUUCCCUGUCGUGCAGCACUUCCCCUUCGGCUCGCUGUUUUCCUGGGACAGCGACCCCGAGGCGUCGAAGCCUCAGCAGUCUGUCCACCUGGCCAACCAACCUACAAACACCGCUGUGCCUUUUCAGUCUGCCGGCACAGCUGCGCCUUGGGCCCAAGCGACACGCAUGCCUGGACCAUCUGGGCCCGGGAUUCCUUAUACCAGAGCACCAGGAGUGGCUCCAGGUGUCAGGGGAGCGGUUGAGCCGCCACAGACCGCGAGGCCUCCGGAUGUGGGACCAACAAUGUUACCACCUGGGCCCCCGCGGCCGAACGGUCCUCCUGGCACAGCUGGGCAUCAAAUCAGUGUUACGAAGGCCCCAUGGGCAAAGUAG
This is a messenger RNA of Diaporthe amygdali, 1455 nucleotides long. RefSeq names its product serine/threonine-protein phosphatase 2A activator 1. The transcript is spliced from 2 exons. The record is from RefSeq and is a predicted model, not a curated record. Gene Ontology annotation, molecular function: peptidyl-prolyl cis-trans isomerase activity; protein tyrosine phosphatase activator activity. Gene Ontology annotation, cellular component: cytoplasm; protein phosphatase type 2A complex; nucleus. Lineage: Eukaryota; Fungi; Ascomycota; Sordariomycetes; Diaporthales; Diaporthaceae. Gene Ontology annotation, biological process: mitotic spindle organization. Bases 1 to 1455 code for a protein of 484 amino acids.